Sparassis crispa is the source of this 1086-nucleotide messenger RNA. Its product is annotated as Cell wall protein. The transcript has 4 exons. NCBI's taxonomy places the organism in Eukaryota, Fungi, Basidiomycota, Agaricomycetes, Polyporales, Sparassidaceae. The record is from RefSeq and is a predicted model, not a curated record. The coding region runs from base 1 to 1086 and encodes 361 amino acids.
AUGUUCACCCUCUCUCUCGUUGCAGCCUCAUUGUUCCUCGGCGCAACAGCCCAGGUGACGCCCUCGAACAUCGUCCCCUCGUCCUCUGGCUCUCUCGCCGCCAUCAAGUACACCAAUGUCGGCGGGUCAGGUACCUACAGCCAGGUCACCGACAUGAUCCCUGGCACUUUCCCGUCUUGCACUAUCAACCCCUCCUGCAUCACGCAGGAAGUCUCCGUUAGCGGCAACCUCGCGCCCUUUGACGAUGAGCUCACCAUGGUGUACCGCGGUCCCGCGAACAUAUACAACAUUGCUGUAUAUCAACCCACCAGCAACAGCUCCAGUUCUACUUGGGCUCAGACAAGUUCUUGGACUGCAGGACAGCCACCCACAAACUUGGUGUUCAUGGCCAACAUGGGCGGUGGAGCCAGUGGGAACUGGUCGAUUUGCGGUGGAUCUAGCCAGGCCUACGCGAAUGGUGCUUGGAACGCCGCCGUCGCGACCCCCAACGAGGAGGUAGCUUCUGGCUACCUUGACGAGACGCACCAGAUCAAUAUCAUGACGGCUACUACCUGCGAGGAGAGCCCUUGCACGGGCUACUCCUGGGGCACUGCCAACCACGGGUGGAAAGGCUCCAAGAUGUUCGUCUUCACGCUCGACAUGCCGGCCUCGGACAACGCGGCGGACGUCCCCGCCGUCUGGGUGCUCAAUGCGCAAGUCGUCCGCGCAGCGCAGUACGGCUGCAAUUGCCGCGGCAUGGGCGGCAAUGGCGGCUGCGGCGAGCUGGACAUCCUCGAGGUGCUCAGCGGCUCCAGCCCCAACCAAGCGAUCUCGGAGCUCUAUUCGUUUAUGGGCGCGACUGGCUCGGGCGGGGAGUCGUUCGCGCGCCCCAGCAGCGCUUCCACUUAUACCGCGAUCUUCGACAUCGACACCGACUCGAUCGCGAUCCAGCAGUUGACUGAAUGGGACUACUCGACCCCGUCCAUCACUCGCAGCCUCAUCGAGGGCUACCUGGCCGCCCCGAAGACGCUCGCCUCAGUUAGCGGCAACUCGCGCCGCUCCGCACGCAACCUCAUGGGCGCUCACCGUCGCCGCCACGAACACUGA